AUGGCUCGUGCAGUUCUUUUAAUUGAAGCACUAGAAGUUGAGGACAGAAGAUUUCAAAGCCGUACCACAGCACGAUUGAGACGAAGUCUCAGAGAUCAAGCUAAAGCUUUGGAACUCUCUGACUCCGAGUUUAAAGCCCACUACAGACUUACAAAAGAGCUCUUUCAGGAUUUGUGCACCGAAUUAAAGCCAUACAUGGUCGCGUCAAGAAGAAAAACAAAAAUUAACGUGGAAUGCAAGGUACUUACAGCACUCUCAUUCUAUGCUACAGGUUCUUAUCAAAAGCCUGUGGGCAUGAGUUAUUUGCAUGGGCUUUGUCAAGCUAGUGUAUCAAAUGCUGUUAAAGAAGUGACAAUGGCUUUAAACACAUAUAAUAUGCUAAAAAAAUACAUAAAUUUCCCUGGAACACGACAAGAAAGACAGGCUAUUAUAAAUGGAUUUUCAAAUAAAUAUGGUUUUCCUGGUUGCUUGGGGUGCAUUGACAGCACUCAUGUAGCUAUGAUCAGGCCCACAGAACAUGAGGAAAGAUUUUUUAAUAGAAAACAUUACCAUUCCAGGAAUGUUCAAAUAAUAUGUGAUAGUGAUUUAAAUAUAAUUAAUAUAGACGCUUCUUUUGGUGGUGCUACACAUGAUGCUCAUAUUUGGAAAAACUCUCAAAUAUCACAGCAUGUGCAAGAGCUUCAUAAUAGAGGAGAGGCUGUCUGGUUACUUGGUGAUUCUGGAUAUCCAUUAAGACCUUGGCUUUUAACUCCAAUUGUAAAUGCUGAACCUGUUAGUGCAUAUGAGCAUUACACUAAUAUGCACUGUCUCACAAGGAACACUGUGGAACGGUGCAUAGGAGUCUUAAAAGCACGUUGGAGAUGUUUACUGGCACAUAGGGUACUGCAUUAUAACCAUCACAUGGUGGCUAAAAUUAUAAAUGCCUGUGCUGUCUUGCACAACAUGUGCAACAGACAUCGACUACCUAUACCUCAGUUGCCAAGCUCUGACAUACUGGAAGACCAGAAUAAUCAAAUUCCCCAGCAACCACUGCAGGGUGUCGCGGUUGGUGCAGAACAACAGCUCUUAGCUAGUGGUCGGCAACAAAGAGAACUCAUUGUGCAACGAUUAUGGUCUGCUCCUAGGCCAUAA
Molecule: messenger RNA, 1131 nt
Organism: Parnassius mnemosyne (clouded apollo)
Lineage: Eukaryota; Metazoa; Arthropoda; Insecta; Lepidoptera; Papilionidae
Source: the annotation of a GenBank genome assembly